Messenger RNA from Budorcas taxicolor (takin), 3732 nucleotides. RefSeq names its product 3-hydroxybutyrate dehydrogenase 1 (gene BDH1). Gene Ontology annotation, molecular function: oxidoreductase activity. The coding region runs from base 217 to 1251 and encodes 344 amino acids. The record is from RefSeq and is a predicted model, not a curated record. The transcript has 7 exons. Lineage: Eukaryota; Metazoa; Chordata; Mammalia; Artiodactyla; Bovidae.
GGUGGAGGCAGCAGGAGUGAGAGUGGGUAAGGGGCUUCGAGAAGGAAACGGCGGUAGCGCCCCCAGUCGGUGGUACGGGACGCGAGCGCGGCUGCCUGCGAAGCGCCAGGUUAUCGCGAACGCACCAGCUGAGCCCUCUGUAACUGGAGCCCCCGCGCCAGUUUGUUUUGGGAGCCCACCAGGAGGAGCCUGACCAUUCUGCCUUUUGUGGCCACAAUGCUGACAGCCCGCCUCUCCAGACCCCUGUCACAGCUCCCAAGGAAAACCCUGAAUUUCUCUGAUAGAGAAAAUGGGACAAGAGGCUCGCUGCUGUUUUACUCUGCGCCCUUUGUCCCUGCUGGCCAUCGGACUUACGCUGCUUCAGUGGACCCGGUUGGCAGCAAAGCUGUGCUGAUCACAGGCUGUGACUCAGGAUUUGGGUUCUCCUUGGCCAAGCAUCUGCAUUCAGAAGGCUUCCUUGUGUUUGCUGGCUGUUUAAUGAAGGACAAAGGGAGUGAUGGGGUCAAAGAGCUGGACAGCAUGAAGAGUGAUCGCUUAAGAACUGUCCAGCUCAACGUCUGCAAAAGUGAAGAGGUGGAUAAAGCAGCAGAGGUCAUCCGUUCAAGCCUGGAGGACCCUGAGAAAGGCUUAUGGGGCCUGGUUAACAAUGCGGGCAUCUCGACGUUUGGAGAUGUGGAGUUCACCAGCAUGGAGACCUACAAGGAGGUGGCGGAAGUGAACCUCUGGGGCACUGUUCGGGUGACGAAAGCCUUCCUCCCCCUCAUCCGGAGGGCAAAAGGCCGCGUGGUUAACAUCAGCAGCAUGAUGGGCCGCAUGGCCAACGUGGCCCGCUCCCCGUACUGCAUCACCAAGUUCGGGGUGGAGGCUUUCUCUGACUGCCUGCGCUACGAGAUGCACCCGCUGGGAGUGAAGGUCAGUGUGGUGGAACCCGGAAACUUCAUCGCCGCCACCAGCCUCUACGGCGGCACUGAGCGCAUCCACGCCAUCGCCAACAAGAUGUGGGAGGAGCUGCCUGAGGUGGUGCGCCAGGACUACGGCAGGAAGUAUUUCGAUGAGAAGGUCGCCAGGAUGGAGAGCUACUGCACCAGCGGCUCCACAGACACCUCCCCUGUCAUCAAGGCUGUGACCCACGCCCUGACUGCCGCCACUCCCUACACUCGCUACCACCCCAUGGACUACUACUGGUGGCUGCGGAUGCAGAUCAUGACCCACUUCCCCGGAGCCAUCUCCGACAGGAUCUAUAUCCACUGACAAGUUUCACUCUGGCCUCUGCUGGGGAGCCCUGGGUGUGGGGGAGGAGGAUGGAGGGAGGGCAGGGGAGGGGCUUGUGCCAUCACCUCUUGUCUCACUGGUGGAUUAGUCCCACCCCAGGAGGACCCGCCACCAGUCUGAGCAUUAACUAGAGCAGGUAGCCCAGCCCAAUUUACAUACCCAGUGAAUGGCUCAGGCCUUCUCAGUUGGGGUGCAGAGUGGUGGGCAGGGCCCCCAAACCUCAGGGCAAACAUGGUGCAUCUGUCUUUCUGGAGUUGAUUUUAUACAAAGAUUUUAGGUAGAUAUCUUUAUGUUAACAACAGAUUUAUUAUAAAAUAGAAUACAAAUCCUUUAUAUUUUAAAGCCAAACACCAGUUGAAAAAAUAUAUCUAAUUUGAGCCUUAAACCAGCCUCAUAAGUUAAAAGAAUGGGUAUUUUUUUCUUUUGUACAUGAAGCAUUUUUGGCCCAAAGAGGAUACGUGAGUUGCCCUUUUAUUGCUUAUAAGUCAAUUUUGCUUAUAUUGAUUUCUAUAAAAUAUAAAGGUCCAAGGUGUGUGUUCCUGCCACUUCUGUAGAAGUGAUUCACGGUUUAUGUUCCAGGGCAGCUCUUCACGUUUUAUGUUCCGGGGUGGCUCUUCACAUUUUAUGUUCCGGGCUGGCUCUUCACGUUUUAUGUUCCGGGCUGGCUCUUCACGUUUUAUAUUCCGGGGUGGCUUUUCACAUUUUAUGUUCCGGGGUGGCUCUGGGGCCAGUCACUGGAGGAUCCGCGAUGAGCUCUGCACCCUCCUUGCCUCAGCCGUGCCCACCACGUGCCCACCGUGCACCUCUCUGCAUGUCCUUGGUGUUGCUGUGUGCAGCCUGCAGCCGGCGAUUCAGAGCUGAGUGAAGGGGGUGGCAACAUUCUGGAGAUUUACAUUUGAGGUUUCUCCAACCUGUUUUAGGACAAACGUGUGGAGGUGCUCAAUGGCUAAGGGGUAGUUUGUUUCUAGUUUGGAUCCGCUUGGUUCUGCCCAGGGUGGGAUGCAUGCUGAUGGGGCUUCCUUGGCAGAAGCUGUGAUAUAUAGGACGUGCACUGUGGCAUCUUCUCCCCUGGGAGGGUCCAGGUUCCCUGUCUGUCUCAUGUGGUGCUUGCACACACACCUGUUGUAUGCACUCUAGUGUGGCCUUCAUUGACCGCUCACCUUCCAGCUAUGGCCUUAUUUUUAAUUAAGCCAGGUUACUGAUAAGUAGUUUGUGUUAUCACUUCUUGGGUUUUGCUUUGAAGGCUAAACUCAUAGUAUCCCUGAAAUUGUCCAGAACCUGCAUGUUUGGACCAGAACCAGGCAACACCCUUUCCUAGGUAGCUGCAGACCUUGAGACAGGGCCCUGAGUUCCAGCCCUGCAAAUCAAACCAGCCCUUCUGCCUCGCCCUGAAAGGGCCAGGCCUGCCGCUAGAGGGCGCCCUGCCUCCUUCACAGCCGGAGUGGCCUCAGCUCCCGAUUUGGGAGCUUCCACCAAGGCCUGAGGUAUCAAAGGGCUAGUGCUUCCCACCUUGGAAGAACUCCAGGCACAAAGACACAAAGCCUCUUUAGAAACAAUGUUCCUGCUCUUCUAGUAGUUUCCUGGAUUGAACAUGGAGUCUGGUUCCAGAAGAAGGCAGAACCUGGGCAGCUGGAACCUGCCACAGGGCUCAGGCAAAGCCAAAGAAGAGGGGGUCUCACAGCCAUUGAAUUCAGCUUACCUGUUAGGGAUUUGUCCCCUGUGUUGUCAAUCAGGGACGCCCUGCCCAGCUCACUGUGUGCAGAGUGAGGCCCAGAGGGCCUGUGUGGGUGACAGGUGGGCAGGGAGGCUGAAACCCUCCAGAAACCCUGGGAGGGACACUUGAUGGCCCUUGCCUUUCCACAACAAGAAGACCUUUUGAAUCACAGAACUUGCUUUUCAGAAUCUCAUUUUUUAUAUCUUGGGAGAUUUUGUGUCCAUGCCUAAUUUUAUUAAGGAAAAAUGUAUGCAGCAGUUGUUCAUGUGCAUGGACGCCUGGGAACUGGCAGGAAAGGGAGAUGGUCACAUUCUGUGGGUCAGGAUCAGUAGUAAACCGGACACUGGAGAAGCCACGUCUGCAUCUGGGACCUCCAGGAGUAAGUCAGAACUGCUACGCUGCCCUGCAGGCCAUCCUGAUUUCUAAUUUUUACCCCAGUGAUUGAAAAACCCAGAACAACUUCCCUCCAGAUGACCUCAAAGCUAAUUAAAACCUGAUGUGAAGAACUGACUCAUUGGAAAAGACCCUGAUGCUGGGAAAGAUUGAAGGCAGGAGAAGGGGACGACAGAGGAUGAGAUGCUUGGAUGGCAUCACUGACUCGAUGGACAUGAGUUUGAGUAUGCUCCGGGAGUUCGUGAUGGACAGGGAAGCCUGGCAUGCUGCAGUCCAUGGGGUCACACAGAGUCGGACAUGAUUGAGCGACUGAACUGAAUUAAAACCUCACAAUUACCAUUCACCUUCUGGUG